This is a messenger RNA of Brenthis ino (lesser marbled fritillary), 8988 nucleotides long. NCBI's taxonomy places the organism in Eukaryota, Metazoa, Arthropoda, Insecta, Lepidoptera, Nymphalidae. The record is from the annotation of a GenBank genome assembly.
AUGAAAUUAUUCACAAGUGUUUUUAUUUUAAUAUUUGGAGUAUAUAUUUGUGAAGCUGGUUAUGGCACGCCCGGAUAUAUUGCGCAAUCCGAUGUUGAAGCACCAGCGUAUAUACCCGUUGACAUGAGACAUUAUACUCUACGAAAGGGAUAUUCGAAGUAUGCCGGCACAAAGACAGGUUAUGGCGGUACUAAAACUGGCUACGGUGGCACGAAAACUAGCUAUGGGGGCACCAAAACGAGUUAUGGCGGUACCAAAACUGGUUAUGGUGGUACCAAAAGUGGUUACACUGGAACUAAAAACGCAUACGGUGAAGGGCGACAUUGGGAUUCUUCAGGAAUGGGGUCAAUAUACAGUUCCUUCACCAAAAACGUCAAUCAGCCGUACUCGAAUAAAUGCGAGAUUAGUUGCAAAAACAACGGUUUCUGUGUGGAUGUAAACACAUGCCUGUGUCCGCCAAACUUCACGGGCAAGUACUGCGAGCUCGACAAUAAACCUUGCCUUGCCUUUCCACCAUUGCCUAUGAAUUCUCGCCGAAGAUGCUCCGAGGGUGGGUAUGAUUGUACAGUAACAUGUGCAGAAGGGCACAUAUUCCCAGACGGAACUUCAGCGGCUAACAUGCGUUGUGUCGAUGGCCAGUGGCAGCCUUCCCGGGCCGACCUCACCUCGAUUCCGGACUGCCAGCCCGAGUGCAAGCCGCCUUGUCUGAACGGCGGCGUGUGUCUCUCAGUGAACACGUGUCAGUGCCCUGCAGAUUAUAGAGGCCCACAGUGCCAGUAUGCUGCGAGUGUGUGCGACGUCCGCAAGCUCGCCUUCAACGGCGGCUACAGCUGCCAGGGCGACAUGGAGAAGUUCUCGUGCCAGCUGUCGUGCCCCAGCGGCGCCGCGUUCAGCGUGCCGCGCGCCGACGACUACACCUGCCUGUACUCCACUGGAGUGUUCGAGCCACAACCGAUACCGCAUUGUGUUUUCACUGAAGUGAUUGUGAUCACACCAUCUAAUCAUCGCCCAAGCAUGUCGCAAUCGCACUCAUUGUAUUCGAAUACAUCUGACACCACGGCGUACGAGCACACCACACUGGGUGCCGGCAAGUACAGCCAGGGAAGCAAACCCGUCACCAUCGUCAUACAAGACUUUACACCUAAAGGCGGCAGUUGCUUGACGUGGGCCGGAGUUCACUAUAAGACGUUUGAUGGGAAAAUAUACAGCUUCCAGUCCCCCUGCAAGCACAUCCUGGUGCGCGACGCGACGGCGCACAAGUACACGGUGGCGGUGCGGCACCCGGCGUGCGCGCGCGCCGCCUACUGCCCCUCCGAGCUGCUCGUGUACGUGCAGGACAAGCUGUACAAGCUUAGUGUUGCUGAGGACGGGUCGGUGGAGUUCCGCAGCACUCGGCGCUUGCUGCCGAUGCCGGCGUCGCUGCCCGGCAUCCGCGUGGCCAUGCCCGGCGACCUCGUGCUCGUCGACCUGGACUUCGGGCUCUCCUUGAAGUGGGACACUAAUAAUAUGGUAAUAGUCGAAGGAUCGGUCCUCCUGUGGAAUAACACGGAAGGUCUCUGUGGCACUCUCGAUGGUAACCCGGAGAACGACAUGACGACUAGGGAGGGCUCCCUCGCGCCUACCAAGUCUGUCAUGAUCGCGUCUUGGGAACUCAAGGAAAUUGGUGACAUAUGCGACAGCAGCCCCGAGGACGUGAGCGCGUGCAGCUCGCAGGCCGACGCCGACGUGCGCGGCGCCCAGCGCUUCUGCUCCAGCGUCUUCAGCAAGGACAAGUUCCGCAAGUGCUCUAAGGUAAUGGACGUCUCACAACUUUUAGAUGUCUGCCAAUGGGACUACUGCGCGUGUAUUAAAAGUUUAAGUCCAGAAGAGUGCGCGUGUAAAACUGUCUCCGUGUACGCGAAGGAAUGCCUCCGACAUGGCGUAGAGGAGAUGAGGGCGUGGAGGGAUUCCGAUACCUGCCCAAUGAAGUGUCCAGACGGCAAGGUGUACGCGUCGUGCGGGCCCGCCGCGCCGCCGAGCUGCGCGCUGCCCGACGCGCCGCGCGGCGAGAACUCCACCUGCGUGGAGGGGUGCUUCUGUCCUGAAGGGAUGUUGUUGGAGAGCGGUCGCUGUGUGGAGAAGAGCAAGUGUCCGUGCCGAGUGAGGAACAAGAGCUAUCCGCCCGGAGCGGUCAUCCCUAAAAGAUGCAACACUUGCACGUGCUCGGCGGGGCAGUGGGUGUGCACGGCGGCGGCGUGCGGCGCGCGCUGCGGCGCGGUGGGCGACCCGCACUACACCACCUUCGACGGCCGCCGCUACGACUUCAUGGGCCACUGCUCCUACACCAUGCUGCGCGCCAACAACCUCACUAUAGACGUGGAGAAUGUGGCCUGCGCCGGUUCCAUCUCUGAGGCCAUGAACCUGACCCCAUACAAGGGCGAAGGCAAGCCGUCCUGCACCAAGGCCGUGAGCCUGCAGUACGGCGGCGCCAGCAUACACCUGAAGCAGGGCGGCUUCAUACUCGUCAAUGGGAAGGAAGUCAACACUCUACCCGUAUCCGUUGGAAAUAUCAGGAUCAGGGCUGCUUCGUCACUUUUCAUUAUUGUCCAACUGCCUAUCAAAGUAGACCUGUGGUGGGACGGCAACACUAGAGUGUUCGUGGACGUGCCGCCCUCCUUCGAGGGACAGACUUCGGGUCUCUGCGGCACUUUCAACAUGAACCAAAAAGAUGACUUCCUGACUCCUGAAGGUGACGUGGAACAGUCAGCGCUGGCCUUCGCCAACAAGUGGAAGACCAGGGAGUUCUGCGACGACAUCGCCGCCACCGAGCCCGAGCACCCUUGCACGGUCAAUAUUCAGAAUAAGGAGGCCGCUGAGAAAUAUUGCAGUCAUCUCAAGAGCAAGCUGUUUGAAUCGUGCCACGAGUACGUGGACGUGCAGGCGUACUACGAGGACUGCGUGUACGACAUGUGCGCGUGCGCCGGCGACGCGGCGCGCUGCCUGUGCCCCGUGCUGGGCGCCUACGCCGACGCCUGCGCGCGCGCCGCCGUGCUCGUGCACUGGCGCUACAGCGUCAAGGAGUGCGAGGUGCAGUGCACGGGCGGGCAGCAGUACACGGUGUGCGCGGACAGCUGCCUGCGCUCGUGCGGCGACGCGGCGGCGGCCGGCGCGCCGUGCCGCCCCGCCUGCGUGGAGGGCUGCGCCUGCCCCGCGGGACAGCUUCUCAACGAUAACAACGUGUGCGUACCAGUAGCGCUGUGCCCAUGCUUCCACAAGGGUAUGGAGUUCAAGCCCGGCUACAAGGAGGUUAGAGCUGGAAAACGUGAGCGAGAACUUUGUACAUGCGUGGGGGCGCGGUGGGAGUGUGCGCCCGCCACGCCGGCGCAGGUGGCCGCGUACCCGCCGGCCGAGGACCUGCGCAGCAACUGCAGCGCCGCGCAGAACAAGGAGUUCACCACCUGUGAGCUGGCAGAGCCGCUCACUUGCAAGAACAUGCACCUAGCGCAGACAGUGACGUCGCAAGAGUGCCGUCCCGGCUGCCAGUGCAGGCGCGGCUUCGUGCUGGACGCGGCGACGGCGCGCUGCGUGGCGCCGCGCGACUGCCCCUGCCACCACGGCGGCCGCAGCUACCCCGACGGACACACCAUGCAGGAGGAGUGCAACACUUGCGAGUGCAAAGGCGGCAAGUGGACGUGCACGGAGAAGCAGUGCGCGGGCGUGUGCGGCGCGUGGGGCGACUCCCACAUCACCACCUUCGACGGACAGCUCUACGACUUCGAGGGCGUCUGCACUUAUCUACUUGCUAAGGGCACUACUGACGGAAAAGAUGGCUUUAGUGUCGAGAUACAGAACGAGCCGUGCGGAACAACGGGCGCGACCUGCUCCAAGUCGGUGACGCUCCGCGUCGGCGGCGGCGGCGCGGCCGACGAGACCGUCGCCCUCACUAGGAAUGCUCCUCUGCCCGAUACUUCGAGUUUGAAGCGUAUAAAGAAGCGCGUGGCGGGCGCGUACGUGUUCCUGGACGUGCCGUCGCUGGGCGUCAGCCUGCAGUGGGACCGCGAGCUGCGCGUCUACGUCAAGAUAAAAGGACUCUGCGGUAACUUCAACGGAGACAUGCGCGAUGACUUCCAAACGCCAUCUGGCGGUGGCUUCGCAGAAACCUCACCACUCAUAUUCGCUGACUCCUGGAAACUCAAACCAACAUGUCCUAAGCCUACUGAAGUCACUGACCACUGCAAGGAGCGUCCCCAGCGCGUGGAGUGGGCGGCGAGCACGUGCAGCGCGCUGAAGCGGCACCCGUUCUCGCUGUGCCACAGCGAGGUGCCGGUGGCGGCGCACGCGGCGCGCUGCGCGGCCGACGCCUGCGCCUGCGACGCCGGCGCCGACUGCGCCUGCGCCUGCGCCGCGCUCGCCGCCUACGCGCACGCCUGCGCCGCGCGCGGCGUCACCUUCAAGUGGCGCACGCCGGACCUGUGCCCGAUGCAAUGCGACGGCGAAUGCGAGAACUACAACGAGUGCAUCCCCGCGUGCCCGCCGGAGACCUGCGACAACACGCUCGACUACCAAGAGAUCAAGCAGACCUGCGAGAAGGACACUUGUGUGGAAGGCUGCAAACCAAACAAGACGUGUCCAGAGGGCACAGUGUACUCGAACAGCAGCCUGUCUGAGUGCGUGCCGCGCGCGCGCUGCCGCCGCCCCUGCAUGGUGGUGGGCGCGCGCGAGGUGGCCGAGGGCGAGCUGCUGGAGGAGGACGCGUGCCACUCCUGCCGCUGCUCCAAGGGCGAGCGCGUCUGCACCGGGCAGCCCUGCGCCACUGAGACGACGGGGUCGCCGCUGCCCCCGGAGACGACGCCGCACGACCAGCCGCUCACGUGCAAGUCGGGCUGGACGGAGUGGCUCAGCCGCGGCGCGCCAGAGAUCAGCUCUGACGGCGCCUCCGUGGACAACGAACCUCUGCCUUUGUCUAAUGAACUUACAAUCGGAUCUCCAAUGUGUAAAAAGGAAAUGAUGACCAAAAUCGAAUGUCGUACGGUCAGCGACUACAAAACUCCUAAAGAAACUGGACUUAAUGUUGAAUGCAGUUUGGAGAAAGGUCUCGUAUGCUUGGAGGCGGAGAAGACUUGCCCUGACUUCGAGAUAAGAGUAUACUGCGAGUGUGAAGAGCCGUUCCAAUGCCUGGACGCGGCGCACCCGAGCCGGGCGCACCCCACGGACUGCAGCCAGUUCUACGAGUGCACGCCGGGCGGCACGCACGCCGUGCUCAAGAGCUGCGCGCCGGGCCUGCAGUACAACCCCGCCGCCAUGGUGUGCGACUGGCCCGCCGCCGUCGCGCUGCUGCGCCCCGAGUGCGCCGCCGCCACUACCACCACACCCACCACCACCACCUCUACCACCACCACCUCUACCACCGUCACUUCUACUACUGAAUUAUGGACACCACCAAUGUUGGCACCAGUACCUCCUAGGGAAGAACUAGAAGAAUUGCCUACCACCACCACAACAACUACCUCCGUUCCAGAAACAACAACCAGUCGCUGUCCCCCCGGACAAGUGUUCAAGGAGUGCGCAUUCCCGUGCGACAAGCUUUGCGAUCAUUUCAAACAAGUCUUGCAUAGUAAAAAUGAAUGCUUACCGGGACAGAAUUGCGUGUCGAGUUGCGUGGAGGAGUCGGUCGCGAACAUCAAGUGCGAGUUCGGGUCGCGGUGGCGCGACGCCAAGACCUGCGUGCCGCUGAAAGACUGCACUUGCGAUAGAGACGGAUUGCUUGUCAAACCGGGCGGAGUGAUAGUAGAUGGAUGCCAAACAUGUCAGUGUCUGGACAACGCUCUACACUGCGACUUCUCCAAGUGUGUCUCAGUGGAAGUACCAAAGAAAGGAUCAACACAUGCCUCCUUCAUCCUCCCCGCCCCCACUACCCCCUCCACUACCCCUACCACUACCCUCCUCACUACGACAGUCACCAUCGCUGCAACAAACGCAACAACCGAAGCAUUUACAACAGUCACAACUCAAUCUACAACAGUCACAACAGAGCCUACAACAGUCACAACCAUGUCUACAACAGAAACGCUAAUUAUUAAAACUACCGUCUCACCCCCACCGGAGUGUAACCCUGCCAACUACAAGAACCUGCUGUGGAGCGGCGAGCCGCUGCCGGCGUCGGCGUUCUCGGCGAGCUCCGCCGCCAGCGACCUGUUCCAGCCGCAGUACACGAAGCUGGGCGGGCGGCCGACGGCAUACAGUGCUGGAAGUUGGAAUCCUGACGCCUCAGACGCGAACCCUUACAUUCAAGUGGAGUUGCCGCAAAAGGAGCCGAUAUACGGCGUCGUCAUGCAGGGCAGCCCGCUCUUCGACCAGUACGUCACGAGCUACGACGUCAUGUAUGGUGAUGAUGGACACAUCUUCUCUACGGUUGACGGACCUGAUGGCAAGCCCAAGAUUUUCCGUGGCCCGGUCGACCGCGAGAAACCUAUGAAACAAAUGAUAAAACCUCCAAUUGAAGCCAAGUUCAUCCGCAUUCAACCUCAAACUUGGAACGAUGGAGUUGCUGUACGCUUCGAGUUGAUCGCUUGUCAAGAAUUUACUACCACUCCCACUACACCUACUACUCCCACCACUUCUACCACACCUACCACUCCCACUACUGUCACCGUAACAACUCCCACUACUCCCACCACAGUUGUCUUAACAACUCCCACGGUUCCUUCUACACAAACAAACCCCACAACUCAACCUACCACAGAAAGCAGCACGAGACCAACACUGUUUACUACUCUGGAACCUAUAGCAUGCACAGACAACCUAGGUCUUGGCGGGAACCUCCCCAUCAACCUGGUCGAGACCAGCUCCAACAACGACGGGCGCAAGCUGCUGCGCAUGGACGCCGAGCGCGGCUGGACGCCGCUCUACAGCACGCCCGGGGAGUGGGUCAUGUUCAACUUCACGUCGCCUCGCAACAUCACCGGCCUCCGGACGUCGGGCGGGCCGAGCGGCUGGGUCACCGGCUACUACGUCCUCUUCACCUCCGACCUCUCCACUUUCAACCCGGUGCUAGACGAAAGUGGUGCCCAGAGGCUAAUUCCGGCCAAUUUUGAUAACAACAAUGUGGUCGUGAACGAGUUCCGACCCCCCAUCAGAGCGCAGUAUUUGAAGGUUUUACCCAUCACUUGGAAGAAUAAUAUAGAGAUGAAAAUCGAACCUAUUGGCUGCUAUGAGAUAUAUCCGCACGAGGAGCAGGCGCACGACGAGCGCGCGCCGGCGCCGUGCGCGCUGUGCCCCGGCGCGCCGCCCGCCGCCUGCGCCUGCGCCUGCGCGCCCGCGCUGUACUACGACGGCGAGAACUGCGUGUCCCGCGACCAGUGCCCGUGCUUCGUGGGAUUCAUACCGUACCCAGUGGGGUCCAGCUUCCGCGGUGACAAGUGCGACGAAUGCCUGUGCAAGCUGGGCGGCGUCAGCUCCUGCCAGCCCGCCGCGCCCUGCGCCUGCGCACCGGAUCUAGUCCCAACACUAACACCAGAAUGCAAGUGUCUCUGCGAGCCGUGCACCAACAACACUAAGAUCUGUCCCACCAGCAAGCUUUGCCUGCCUCUGGAGAAGUGGUGCGACGGCCUCCAAGACUGCCCUGAUGAUGAAUUGGAAUGUACCACCAGGGCCCCUGUAACAGAAACCGUGGUGACCACUGUGGUGCCAACUGUCGCGAACACCCCGCCAGUGACCACGCUCGCCCCCACCACGAUUGCUUCUACGACUGAGAAACCACUAGAGUGCCCCAAGGUGGAAUGCCCGCCGGGCUACACGGUGCGGCCGGUGUCGCCGCGCGCCAGCUACCGCGGCGCCGAGCUGCCGCCGCCGCGCCCGCGCUACUCCUACCAGAGGUUCUACAAGGGCUCCAAGGGCGGCCGCAGCUUCGCCAAGGGCGGAUUCUCUAAGACUAGCUUCUCGAAGGGCGGUAAUUAUGGUCCACCAUCCCGGCCGCAACAGAACGAAGCGUUCACACUAGACAAGCCGUCGCUCGCCAGCAAGCCGGAGGCCGCCAAGCAGGAGUGCGCGCAGUUCAAGUGCAUCCCCAACCUGCCGCCCAUCCCGCCCAGGGGCUCCACGCCCGCGCCCGUCGUCUGCUCCACGCCGAUAUGUCCUGACAAGUACUCGCUGAAGCUAGACAGCGUGCCGUUGGGUGUUAAUGAAUGCCCUCAAUACUCGUGUGAGCCGCCGCCGGAGCAGCCGGCGCAGUGCAGCGUCACCGGCCGCACCUUCAGCACCUUCGACGGCACCGAGUACAAGUACGACGUCUGCUUCCACAUACUGGCGCGGGAGAAUCGCUUCGGGGAAUGGACUGUGCUGUUACGCAAGAAAUGCGACGAAAAAACCUGCCAGAACCAGUUACUUGUGCUACAAGACACCGAACUGAUCCUUGUGAAGCCUUCUCUCAUGAUCGAGUACAACAACUACGAGUACACCGUGGAGCAGACCAGCAAGAUCUGCUUCCAGAGGAACAGCUUUGACGUCAACAGGCUUGGAGACGGGGUUUCCAUCAAGUCCAGGAAAUAUAACUUCACAGUGUUUUACAGUCCUGAUGGGGACGUUAAGAUUGGGGUAUCCAAGAAGUACGAGGGCCGCGUGGACGGGCUGUGCGGCGCGUACGACGGCGACGCGCGGCGCGAGCGCGUGCUGCCCGACGGGCGCGAGGCCGCCGGCGUGCAGGAGUUCGGCCGCGCCUGGGCCAAGCCCGGCCUGCGCGCCGACGCCUGCCGCGUGCGCGCCGUGCCGCGCGACGAGCAGAAGCGCGUGUGGGAUCUGUGCAAGGUCAUCACCGAGGAGCCACUAUCGCAAUGCUCUAAGGUGCUAAGCCUGGACAAGUGGCGCAGCAUCUGCCUGGAGAAGAUCUGCUCGUGCGCCGAACUGGUGGUGAACGGCACCAAGCGCACGGAGGAGCAGUGCCGCUGCCUGCUCUGCUGGAAAACUGUCAAGCUAUUUCAGCUUCGAGAUGUAACAAACAUGAAGUCAUAUACA